AUAGAGGAGUUGGACAAGGAAGAUUGCGUUAGGAGGCCAUAACUCAAGGACUGGUCCUCUGAAUCAGACGACCAGCUCUGGCAGGGAGGAACAGGAGGAGAAGACUUGAGCCCAGACCCCUGGCUCCCCCACUUUAGUCUGUAUUGGCUGGGGGGACCUGGCCUAAGGGAUGGAAGCAGAAAGCACAGGAAACCUGGAAGCCUGUGAUACUAGAGUGGGCCUGGGUCCUGCAAAAGGUUUGAGCAUCAAGGCUCUUAGCCAGUGGGCCUGGCCUGAUGCAGCCUCAGGAAGCAAGGCAUGUGAGGGCUGCUGAGGGCAUGGCAAGUAGAACCCUGGCCCUGUGUGAGGUGAGGCUUGGUUGCCUGGUGACUGUCCCUGGGCAGUCACCUGCUGUCAGAAGGAUUCUGCUUGCUGUGCUCACCCCUCAGUUGCAGUCACCUGCUACCUCUCCUUUUGCCACCAUGUCGCGGCAACUCAACAUGGAUACGGUGCGGCAGAACUUCUUGAAGGAGGACCUUCUGAAGGAGAAGAUGUUGCGCUGUGAAUGGCACCGCAAGUAUGGGUCGAUGGUAAAGGCCAAGCAGAAGGCUAAGGCUGCAGCCCAUCUACCCCUCAAACUGCCCGCCUUGUACCCCAAAGCCCCACUCUCACCCCCACCUGCCCCCAAAGCAGUCCCUGUCAGGGUCCCCAGCCCUCCCCUGGAGGCUUCUAUGCUGUCAGAAAUGUACCCAGUGCCACCUGCCACUCGGGCCCUGCUGUAUGAAGGCAUCUCCCACGACUUCCAGGGGCGCUACCACUACCUCAGCACCCGAAAACUGGACAUCCCAGAGAUGCGCUACCUCUUCCCCAUUACCACCAACUUCACAUAUGGCUGGCAGCUGGGCCCCACAGUGAAGCAAGAACUGGUCUCCUGCAAGAUGUGCCGCAUUGAAUCCUUCUUCCGCAAGAACGGGGCCUUUGCACCGCUUGACCCCCGGGAUCUGGCCCUCUGA
This is a messenger RNA of Miniopterus natalensis, 992 nucleotides long. RefSeq names its product sperm microtubule inner protein 1 (gene SPMIP1). The record is from RefSeq and is a predicted model, not a curated record. NCBI's taxonomy places the organism in Eukaryota, Metazoa, Chordata, Mammalia, Chiroptera, Miniopteridae.